AUGACCGAAUCUCAAAAAAUGCACCUAAUCAAGCACGAAGACCUAAAAACCUUCGUAACCUCCAUCCUAAUCGCCAACGGCACACCCCCAACAGACGCAGCCACCGUCUCAAACUGCCUAGUCGCCGCCGAUCUCCGCGGUGUAGAUACACACGGUAGUAACCGAAUCCCAUCAUACAUGGCCCGAGUCCGAGCCGGGCAUCUAAACCCACGUGCCACACCAAGCCUUCAAACCAAAACGCCCGUGGCUGCGCAAAUCGACGGACACAAUGGGUUCGGAUUCGUGUCUGCACACGCAGGUAUGGCCAAAGCGAUUGAAAUGGCUGAGACCUAUGGUAUCGGAAUGGUUAGUGUGAAACACUCGAAUCAUUUCGGGAUGAGUGCGUGGGUUGUUCAGCAAGCACUUGAGAAGGGAAUGAUGUCUUUGGUAUUUACGAAUAGUUCCCCUGCGUUACCGGUUUGGGGUGGGAAGGAGAAACUUAUGGGUGUUUCGCCAAUUGCUUGUGGAGCUCCUGGUGGUACGCGUGGACGUCCGUUUAUACUUGAUAUGGCGCCUUCUGUUGCGGCUAGAGGAAAGAUUUAUAAGGCUUUGAGACGGGGUGAGAAGAUUCCGCUUGAAUGGGCGCUUGAUGGGGAUGGAUGUCGGACGGAUGAUCCGGCGAAGGCGUUGGAAGGUGUUAUGUUGCCGAUGGGUGGACCGAAGGGUUCUGCGUUGGCUAUUAUGAUGGAUGUUUUCUCGGGUGUGUUUUCUGGGGCUGCGUUUGCGGGUCAGGUUGUUGGUCCUUAUGAUCCUUCUAAACCGUCGGAUGUGGGUCACUUCUUGGUGGCUAUUAAGCCGGAUUUGUUUAUGAGUAUGGAGGAGUUUCGGGAAAGGAUGGAUUAUCUAUAUGAGAGAGUGGUUGAGUCGGAAAAGAUGGAGGGGGUGGAGAGGAUUUACUUCCCUGGUGAGAUUGAGAUCAUUACUGAGGAGAAGAGACGUGUUGAGGGAAUUCCUUUUGCAGAGGCGGAGAUUGCAAGCUUGAAUCAAGAGGCGGAUUUGGUGGGUGUUGAGCAUUUGAAAUUGUAA
Penicillium malachiteum is the source of this 1065-nucleotide messenger RNA. Its product is annotated as Ldh family oxidoreductase. Gene Ontology annotation, molecular function: oxidoreductase activity. The record is from RefSeq and is a predicted model, not a curated record. Bases 1 to 1065 code for a protein of 354 amino acids. NCBI's taxonomy places the organism in Eukaryota, Fungi, Ascomycota, Eurotiomycetes, Eurotiales, Aspergillaceae. The transcript has a single exon.